GAAGCCCAUAUACAGAACCACGUGGCUGAAAACCAUCUUCUAAUACAUAUAUAUCAAGUAUCUGCCUUUCUCAUUCUGCAGAAAGUUGUUUCCAGAAUCAGUCUACACACGGCAAACUUUCAAUAAAUAGAUUCAAUCAUGAAGUUACAACUUAUCAUACCCUUUUCAUUUCUUCUAUCGUAUGUUUCUGCACAUACGAUAUUCAUGAAAUUGCAAUCAGGUGGCACGCUUUACAAUACCAGCUAUGCCAUCCGAACCCCAACAUACGACGGACCCAUAAACGACGUAACAACUGAAUACGUCGCCUGCAAUGGUGGACCAAAUCCUACCACUCCCUCCUCAAAUAUCAUAAAUGUCGUUGCCGGUAGCACUGUAAACGCCAUCUGGCGCCACACUCUCGAUAGUACUCCUGCAAACGACGCAACCUAUGUUCUCGACCCAUCUCAUCUCGGUCCCGUCAUGGCCUACAUGAAAAAAGUAGACGACGCAACCACCGACGUUGGCUACGGACCCGGCUGGUUUAAAAUCUCCGAGCAAGGACUCAACGUAGCCACACAAAAAUGGGCAACAACAGAUCUCAUAAACAAUGCAGGCGUACAGCCUAUCACCAUACCAAGCUGCAUAGCCAACGGACAAUAUCUCCUACGAGCAGAAUUGAUCGCGCUCCACUCAGCAGGAGGCAGUCUCGGUGCACAAUUAUACAUGGAAUGCGCACAAAUCAACGUAUCGGGCGGCACCGGAACCGCAACUCCCAGCACCGUAUCCUUUCCCGGCGCAUACGGACAGAGCGAUCCCGGAAUCCUGAUUAACAUCUAUCAAACGCUCACCACGUAUGCGAUUCCGGGCCCUACGCCAUUUGUCUGUGGUGCUGCGCAGAGCACUGCGAAGAGUUCGUCGACUUCUGCUGCUGCUUCGACUGCGAAACCUACGUCGUCGUCGACGCUGAGUACGAGCACGAUUUCCAAGACGAGUAGUGCUGCGGUGGCGACGGGGACCGGGACCGCGGCGGCUUAUGCUCAGUGUGGGGGGCAGGGGUGGACGGGUGCGACGGCUUGUGCGAGUGGGAGUAAGUGUGUUGUUAGUAGUGUUUAUUAUAGUCAAUGUUUGCCUUCGUGAUGGAGAAUGGGGAGAGAUUUCGGUUGGAUGUAGUUGUGAUGGAGAUAUUGGUUUAUUGUGGGAUGGUAGGGAGGAGAUAGAUUUGGUACCUUGUGAGAAGAAUAGAAAUCGAACCAAUCACCUGCA
Messenger RNA from Botrytis deweyae, 1242 nucleotides. RefSeq lists its product as uncharacterized. Bases 139 to 1116 code for a protein of 325 amino acids. Gene Ontology annotation, biological process: carbohydrate metabolic process. Gene Ontology annotation, cellular component: extracellular region. The transcript has 4 exons. The record is from RefSeq and is a predicted model, not a curated record. Gene Ontology annotation, molecular function: cellulose binding. NCBI's taxonomy places the organism in Eukaryota, Fungi, Ascomycota, Leotiomycetes, Helotiales, Sclerotiniaceae.